Molecule: messenger RNA, 1275 nt
Organism: Thyridium curvatum
Lineage: Eukaryota; Fungi; Ascomycota; Sordariomycetes; Thyridiales; Thyridiaceae
Exons: 2
Coding region: 1-1275 (424 amino acids)
Biological process (GO): regulation of transcription by RNA polymerase II
Molecular function (GO): DNA-binding transcription factor activity, RNA polymerase II-specific
Source: RefSeq, a predicted model, not a curated record
AUGGCUGGCAGAUUACCUGCCCACAAAGCCGCCAAGCUGGGCCACAAAAAGUCCCGUAAUGGCUGUCAAAAGUGGCUGGAGUGCAUCUGGGCCGACAUGGCCUCCCGGGGGCCGACCUCGUCCACCUCUGUUGACAAGUCCCCUCGCACGCAAUCCUCGCAUGCGUCUCCUACGGUCUCGAUUGACCAACCUCAAGCAGAUGUUUCCCACCAUGACUUCGGAUGGUUCAGGCUGCGCCCUCCUGGAACCCCCGAGUCCCUUAGCCGAUGGUAUCCUCAAUCUGAUACUACUAUGGACAAAGAUGAGGACAUCCCAGAGUCCAAGGAAAGGCGUCUCCUAGAGCAUAGGCUCAUGCAGAAUUACCUAUUCAAUCUUUCUCAGCCUUUUCCAGUCCCGCCGGGGCCGGAGUGGAAAGAUCUGUGGACCAGGCGCAUCCCUCAAUUGGCUCUCGAGUACGAUAAUCUGCUCAACGCGGUCAUGGCCAGCUCGGCAACACACCUUCUCCGCAGCGAGCCGGACAAUUCUCACCUCUUUGCCGCGCGUCAGCGGUACAUGGUAGCCUCGUUCCGGGAUCAGAGGAAGAUGGUCGAGACAAUGACGCCGCAGUCCGCCGAUGCUGUAUGCUACGCAGCCGUGAUUGUUCUCGUAACCGCGUUUGCAAUGCUGCAGGAGCGCGAGCUAGAGCCGUAUGCACCGCCUGUGGCCUGGCUGCAAAUGGGCAGAGGAGCUGCCACAGUCAUCUGGAUGAGCGUCCAGAAGAUCAUGAAGUCUGGCAAUCCGGAAAAGUCAGACCUCAUAACCAUAUCAAUGUCUUUUCCAAAACUCGGUACAGAUGAAUCCUACUUUGACGCGAGCUUCCGCGCCAACUUUGUCGGCAUCCUGACCCAGCAGCUGCCGUCAGGAGAUCAUUGGGACGAUGAGACCCGCGACGCAUAUGAACGGACGCUCAGCUAUGUUGGCUCCAUCCAGAGCGCCAUCGACCACGGAGAACCCACCUAUGUUAUCUGUCGCCGGCUUCACGGGUUUCCUAUGGUGAUGCCGCCCAAGUUUAUCGACUUUGUCGCAGAAAAGCGGCCGCGGGCCCUGGUCAUCCUGGCGCACUACUUUGCCAUGGCGGCCCAGGUCAAGGGAGUCUGGUGGCUGGAAAAUGACAGUAGGGGCAGCCAUACCAUACCACAGAGAGAGAUCGGUGCCAUUAACUCCAUCAUCCCUGACCAGUGGCGAGGCCAGAUGAUGUGGCCUCUGGAAAUGGCGAGCCUGCAAUUGCGGUCGUGA